CAGAAGUGUCCCCAGAACUUGGCAGAGCCCGCAACGGUGCCAUGUCUGCCCUGAGCGUCACAGUGGCCCUGCUGGUGUGGAUGGCCAGCCUGCUGGUCUUCUCCAUCUGGAAGCAGGUCUACAGCAGCCGGAAACUGCCCCCCGGUCCCUUCCCACUGCCCAUAAUUGGCAACAUGUUCCAGAUUGAAAUCAGUAAUAUGCCCAAAUCCUUCAGCAAGAUGGCAGAGCAGUAUGGGCCAGUGUUUACCUUGCACCUGGGCUCCUUUCGCAUAGUGGUCCUGCAUGGCUACCAGGCUGUGAGGGAGGCGCUGCUACAACACAAGGACCACUUUUCCGGCCGAGCGGAAUUCUUCAUGAUGCAUCAGCACAAGGACAAAGGUAUAAUUUUCAAUGAUGGCCCGACCUGGAAGGACAUCCGGCGGUUUUCCCUGACGACCCUGCGUGACUUCGGGAUGGGGAAGGAGGGCAACGAGCACCGGAUCCAGAAGGAGGCCCAGUUCCUGCUGGAGGCGCUCCGGCAGACCCAGGGCCAGCCUUUCAACCCUACCUUCCUCCUCGACUGCGCCCCCUUCAACGUCAUUUCUGACAUCCUAUUCCGCCAGCGCUUUGGCUACCGCGACGAGUUGGGCCUGAGGCUGCGGCGUCUGCUCCACGAGAACUUCUAUCUGCUGAGCACCGCCUGGCUGCAGAUUUAUAAUAUUUUUCCAACCUAUGUACACUACCUGCCUGGAAGCCAUAGAAAAGUAAUGAAAACUGUGUCUGAAAUAAAAAACUAUGUUUUAGAAAGAGUGAAGGAGCACCAUAAGUCACUGGACCCCAACUGCCCCCAAGACUUCAUCGAUUGCCUGCUCAUAGAGAUGGAGAAGGAAAAACACAGUGCAGAGCCUGUGUACACCUUGGACAGCAUUGCUGUGACCGUGGCCGACCUUUUGUUUGCGGGGACAGUGACCACCAGCACCACUCUGAGAUACGGGCUCCUGAUUCUCAUGAAGUACCCAGAUGUCGCAGAGAAACUUCACGAGGAAAUUGAUAGGGUGAUUGGGCCAAGCCGCCUCCCUGCCAUCAAGGACAGGCUGGAGAUGCCCUACAUGGAUGCCGUGGUGCAUGAGAUUAUGCGGUUCAUCAACCUCGUGCCUUUGAACGUGUACCACAAAGCCACCCGUGACACGGUGUUCAGAGGAUACGAGAUCCCCAAGGGCACAAUCAUAAUUCCGACACUGGACUCCCUCUUGUAUGACAAACAAGAAUUCCCUGAUCCAGAGCAGUUUAAGCCAGAGCACUUUCUGAAUGAAAAUGGAAAGUUCAAGUACAGUGACCAUUUCAAGGCAUUUUCCGCAGGAAAGCGGGUGUGUGUUGGAGAAGGCCUGGCUCGCAUGGAGUUGUUCCUGUUCUUGACCGCCAUGUUGCAGCACUUCCGCUUGAAGUCUCUUGUUGACCCGAAGGAUAUUGACCUCAGCCCUAUCGUGAACGGGUUUGGCAGCAUUCCACCCCAAUACGAAUUCUGUGUCAUUCCCCGUUCAUGAGUGGGAGGCCCGUGCACUCUGAAGGUGGUCAAAUGGGCAUGCCAGAAGCCGCUUGCUUUGUGCAGAGUACGAGGCUGAGCAGGUUAUGUAUGCAAAGUGCGACACACUGAAAGCUGUGUGCAUGUCCUGAAUAAAACGAGUCAUAUUUCAAAGCCA
Rhinolophus ferrumequinum (greater horseshoe bat) is the source of this 1679-nucleotide messenger RNA. RefSeq names its product cytochrome P450 2E1. The record is from RefSeq and is a predicted model, not a curated record. Gene Ontology annotation, molecular function: heme binding; oxidoreductase activity, acting on paired donors, with incorporation or reduction of molecular oxygen, reduced flavin or flavoprotein as one donor, and incorporation of one atom of oxygen; iron ion binding. Gene Ontology annotation, cellular component: intracellular membrane-bounded organelle; cytoplasm. Gene Ontology annotation, biological process: xenobiotic metabolic process. Bases 42 to 1523 code for a protein of 493 amino acids. Lineage: Eukaryota; Metazoa; Chordata; Mammalia; Chiroptera; Rhinolophidae. The transcript is spliced from 9 exons.